CGGAUAAAGCACCAGGAAACUAACUAAACUCUAACAACCAGACAUUUGAAAGCUCUCAUCAAUAACGGCCAAUAAUGGCCUCAAUAUUCAGCAUUAGCUUUGCUAGUUCCCCCAUUGGAGCUCAAUUCAACAGGCCCAAAUUCGUUAAACCCAAGACUUACGUAAACCCAAUUCGUUGUGCUGGUAGACUUGAAUGGGACCCUGAUGGCUUAUUGGGUCCACCCCAAACGGGUCAUAUAGCCCGACUGGAGUUCACGAGACGCCUUGAGAAUGACGCUGCGGCUAGAGAAGAAUUUGAACGGCAAGUCCGUGAAGAAAAAGAGCGUCGCAGAGUUCUUCGUGAGUCACGAGUGAUUCCGGAUACAGUGGAAGGGCUUGUGGAGUUUUUUCUUGACACUGAAGCCCGAGAGAUUGAGUUUGAGAUUGCAAGAAUGAGACCACGAUUGAACAAAGAAUUUUUUGACCAUCUGCAAGUCGAACUUGGAAAGCUGCGCUUUUCUGUAAACAAAACUCAGGAAGUGGAAGACAGAUUAGUUGAACUGGAAGCACUGCAAAAGGCCUUGCUGGAAGCAACAGAAGCAUAUGAUAAAUUGCAAGCAGAUCUUGUAGCAACAAAGAAGAACUUAACCGAGAUUUUGACGUCAAAGGAUGUCAAGGCUACUCUAUUGGAUUUGGUUGAGAGGAAUGAGCUGAACAGACCCUUGUUGACUCUUCUUGAUGAAAACAUUGCAACUGCACAUAGUGUUAACCAGAAACAAGCAGCUGAAUACAUGGAAAAGCUGAGGGGACUUGUUCUGAAGUACCUAACGGUAUAGGUUUCAUCUAAAACUAUUCAAAUGCUUUUCUCAAUUUUAUACAGAGAAAUGGUGAGAAUUUCUGGUUUGUUUAUAUUCUAGUAAUGUAGUAUACUACAAAAUUUUGUAGGAAUACUUAGAAUGAAUCCCUUGUAAUAAUAAGAAGAAAGUAUCCCCAUCAUUUGUGAAAACCACAGUGGAAAGAAUGAGUAACCAUUCAAGUGAAAA
Messenger RNA from Lycium barbarum (goji berry), 1022 nucleotides. RefSeq lists its product as uncharacterized. Lineage: Eukaryota; Viridiplantae; Streptophyta; Magnoliopsida; Solanales; Solanaceae. The transcript has 8 exons. The coding region runs from base 75 to 815 and encodes 246 amino acids. Gene Ontology annotation, cellular component: chloroplast stroma. The record is from RefSeq and is a predicted model, not a curated record.